AUGCCCUUUGUGGGUUCUGUCAAUGGCGCCUUCCUUGGCGGCGGUCGCCUUGGCGCCAUACGAUGGAACGCACUCCGAACAACCGGGAGCUCGAGCGGCUACCCAGAUGUUUUCGUGCACUGGCGAGGAGCCUUCAACGAGAUCGGCUUGGCAGUCGAGGUGAAAGUACCCGGUGCUCGGCUGCAACCGCGCCAACAGGAGUGGCGCACACGGUUGGUUCGGGCGGGUGCUGUGUUUGUCGUCGUGCAUUCACUCGAUGAGUUUGUGCAAGCUCUCAACAGCUACCUAGGAGACACGCCAGCACCGGCAGCGGAGAGCGACAAUUCGGCAGACUCGAUGCAGAGGGCGGAUGAGGCACAAGACGAGGUUGCCGCCGAGGCCGAGGAGUUCGAAUACGGGGCGUGGGGCACUUGGGGAUACGAUUAUUCUUCGGCGCCGGCUGCUCCGGCACACUCUGCACCGGCUCAACCUGGAAGCUCACCUGAGACUGCGAUAUCUCUCUAG
This is a messenger RNA of Emiliania huxleyi CCMP1516, 504 nucleotides long. RefSeq lists its product as hypothetical. Bases 1 to 504 code for a protein of 167 amino acids. The record is from RefSeq and is a predicted model, not a curated record. NCBI's taxonomy places the organism in Eukaryota, Haptophyta, Isochrysidales, Noelaerhabdaceae. The transcript has a single exon. Gene Ontology annotation, molecular function: hydrolase activity, acting on ester bonds; nucleic acid binding.